This is a messenger RNA of Macrosiphum euphorbiae (potato aphid), 321 nucleotides long. Lineage: Eukaryota; Metazoa; Arthropoda; Insecta; Hemiptera; Aphididae. The record is from the annotation of a GenBank genome assembly.
AUGGACCAUUUUUGGAUGACCACUUGGUUCGUCCCUGUAAUUGGCCGAGAUACUCCAGACUCCAACGCUGCCAAAUUUGCUGUGUCAGUUGAGUUACCAAUUGUCAGCGACGAAGACGGUUGGUUGGCACGUUUGCCACGUCUUUAUCUGGUAAACAGGUCAGAGAGCCACCAACAAAGAAAUGCCCAGGCGGGAGCACAUUUAGGUCGGAUGGAUCAGAAGAUAACGGGGAUAAAGGACUGGAGUUCAAGCAAGCUUCUAUACGAUUUAAUACGGUGUAUAGUUCUUCAAACGUUAAAGCUGUACUAUCUAGCUGCCUGA